Momordica charantia (bitter melon) is the source of this 453-nucleotide messenger RNA. Its product is annotated as small ribosomal subunit protein uS19x-like. Gene Ontology annotation, biological process: ribosomal small subunit assembly; translation. Gene Ontology annotation, cellular component: ribosome; cytosolic small ribosomal subunit. Gene Ontology annotation, molecular function: structural constituent of ribosome. NCBI's taxonomy places the organism in Eukaryota, Viridiplantae, Streptophyta, Magnoliopsida, Cucurbitales, Cucurbitaceae. The record is from RefSeq and is a predicted model, not a curated record.
AUGGUGGAUGACAAUCCCGAUUUGGCAGCGGCGGGUGUGCCAAAGAAGAUGACGUUCAACAAGUUCAGUUUCCAUGGAGUCGACUUGGCUGCUCUCCUCAACAUUUCCACAGAUGAGCUUGUCGAGCUCUUCAUUGCACGGGCUAGCAGAAGGUUUCGAAGGAAUUUGACAAGAAAGCCAAUGGCUCUAAUCAAGUUUUAUGUUAAAAAAUGUGAGACACCAUUGGGUGAGAAGCCAGAACUUGUUAGACCUCACGUUCGCAACAUGAUUAUAGUACAUGAAAUGAUUGGAAGUAUAAUUGGCGUUUACAAUGUGAAGACCUUCCAUCAAGUUAAAAUCAAGCCUGAGAUAAUUUGUCAUUACCUAGCUGAGUUUUAUGUCCCGUAUAAGCUUGUCAAGCAUGAUAGAUAUGGUAUUGGUGCUAUUCACUCAUUAAGGUUCAUUCUUAAGUAA